Carassius gibelio (silver crucian carp) is the source of this 2860-nucleotide messenger RNA. Its product is annotated as lysosome-associated membrane glycoprotein 5. Bases 135 to 968 code for a protein of 277 amino acids. Gene Ontology annotation, cellular component: membrane. The record is from RefSeq and is a predicted model, not a curated record. NCBI's taxonomy places the organism in Eukaryota, Metazoa, Chordata, Actinopteri, Cypriniformes, Cyprinidae. The transcript is spliced from 6 exons.
GUGAGCGCGCGGACGGUAGUGUCGCGGGGACGAGCUGCGCGCUCCUGAUCGCGCUCAGUGCGGCUCGGACAGACGCGGGACCGGACCGUGCGUCCUCUGCGGGAACUCAAGAGGAACUUCCGCCGCGCGGAGCGAUGCAGGAGCGCUUCAUCAUGGACCUGCUGCUGCUCCUGAUGUCUCUGUCGGCGUUCCGUGUUUCUGCGGAGCAGGAGGUGGAGAAUCUCUCCGGACUUUCACCGAAUCCUGACCGGGAUAUAUUCGUAGUGAGAGAGAACGGAACGACCUGCUUGAUGGCGGAGUUUGCGGUGAAAUUCCUGAUUCCCUACGACGUCCUGGCACUGAACGGGAUCGAUCUGAUCACGGAGCAGACGUCCGUGUCGAUCCCGCGUGGAGCUCAGAUCGCUGGGAAAUGCGGGAGCAGUGAGUCGGAGCUGCAGAUCUCGUGGAUCAAUCACGCUUUCACAUUCCUCAUCUUCUUCUCAAAGGACAAACACACCAGGGGCACUGAUGGGAAAGCUAAAGAAACUGAAGUGUGGAAGAUAAACAAGGUCCAGCUGGUCUACAACACUUCAGAGACGACACACUUCAGUAACGCGUAUAAUCCGGGGAAACACACGGCCAGCACACACCGUCUCUCUGCUCUGGUGACUCCGGCCGGACGCUCGUAUGUUUGCUCGGCUCAGCAGACGCUCACACUGAUCUCCAGCGACCAUCAGAAGGGAAUCACCGUCUCCAUGUACGACAUUCAGAUCCAGCCCUUCGACAUCAAGAGCGACUUCGUCUUCAGUGAACAGUAUAAGUGCAUCACAGACGAGCGUGAGCAGCUGGAGCAGAUGUUGCCGCUGGUGUUGGGUCUCAUCCUGGGUCUCAUCAUCGUCAUCACCAUCUCUGUGUAUCACUUCCAUCUCAAACUGAGCGCCGCGCAGCCGCAGCUUCCUCGAGACCGCUCGCUCUACAAGAACAUGUGAGGACCCCUGCAGACCGUCUCCUCUCUCUCCGCUUCCUGUGUGUUGAGUGCAUGAGUUUCAUGACACUGCGAUUAAAUAUUGCUGUUGCUGUGUGGACAUUUUUGUCUCUAAGUUUACAUUUCACAAUUACUAAUUUUAAAGUCAAAUGCAAGAUGUAAACAUAAUUGAGAGGAAAAUUUUGAAUUGAUGUAAACAUUACUUUAAUAACUCGUAAUUCUGACUUUUUUCACACAAUUUUGAAUUUAUAUUACGCAACUCUGUUUAUAUCUCAGACUUGCUAGAUACCGUCCAAAUUAAAAAGUGAAUGAGUUGAUGUGACCUUUGCUGUUUUUUAUUUCGAUUCUGCAGAAGCAGGUUUUCUGGAGUCUGGUCCUGAUGUUAGGGCACUGCACCAGGGCCAAGAUGAGUGUGAAAAUAGAUUUUAACUGAAAUGAAUGAAAUAUAAUGGUUUAUUAAAAAUAUAUAGUUGUCAAAUGCAUAGGCUUUCUAGCAUUAAUUUAAAGAUACUAGAGUAACAAUUAGGACAGUCCAUUUCUGCAAGCGCAGAACUGAGAAAGCAGCACUGGUGAGCUAUGAUGAAAUAUCUUUUUCAUGUUUAAUAGAGGGUUAGAUGCACUGUUUAUUAUUUUGCUGCAUUGUUAUUGUUUGUUGCUGUUCAGGUUGUUCUAACUUAAAAUGAUGCAUCUGUUAAAUGGGUCGCAAUGAAUGUAUAAUGUCAGGGAAUCGGUCGCAAUGAGCUUGUGUUUCGUUGUGAAGCAGACAUAAUUAAGUAUUUCUGGUGGUUAUGGUGGUAUCAAUAUUUGUUGUAAAGCAUGCUGCCUAAAACUGCUCACAUGUUUAUUUCCUGGGUGUCAGAUUUCAUCUGUAUUUGAACACGAUCCAUUCCGGCCGGACUCGGGACAUUUAUGUAUUUAUUACAGAUCGGGAUCGUCUCGUUUAGCUUCUCUCAGAUAUAGCACAUUGAUCUGGGUCUAACGUUUAAUCAUUGUUUUAUGCUUGAACUGUUUUAUUUUAUCUAUAGACUUUAUUUUACUCAAGUCGUGUUGAUUUGAGAAAGUUAAAUUGAUGAAACAUAUAUGAUCAGUUUACUGUCUCCCAUGACCGCUUGGACGUUACUUUAAAAAACUAAAACUUAUAAAAAAUGCUACAAACUUUUUUCGAAAUUAGUUUCAUAAAAAACCUAAGGAAAUACAAUCACUCUGCCAUUAAAUACAAAACGGAAUCGUUGUUGUUAGCUGAAACGGAAGUAGGCUAUCAGCGGUUGAGGGAGGCAUCUGUGCAGGGCUCGAGCUCAAACACCUUCCGCUUCUGAAACACGUCUCUACACCUUAGACUUCAGAUAAUACAUCCUGUGAAUCUCCAUCCGUCUGAACCCUCUAUUCUAAUAGCUGUAUAUCAGUCCGAAAAAUACAUCAAUAGGCAACAAAAGAUUUUAUUAUUAUUAUUAUUAUUAUUAUUAUUAUUAUUAUUCCUCUGCUUUCGUCACCUCAUCACUGUAAUACAGAGAUAUUUAAAUGGCUUAAAGGAUAGAAAUAAAACAAAUAUUUGAUGAUUAUUGCUUAUUAUUUUGUGAUUAUUGAAUCUUUAGUGAUUUCUAAAUGUAGUGAUGUGUGAGACCGCACAGAAUGACGUGUUUUAGGAGAUCUUCGAGGGUUUUCUCUUGCAGCAGAGCAUCAGAAUCAAUCAGGACACGGAGGUGAUGGAGAAUCAAUAAGAAGCGGUCAGACAGCAUUAAAGAUUUCCACACAAUGAGCUUCGAUCGAUGUCCGAGUCUCAGGAUUCAUCUGAAGUUCUGUUCAAUCUCGUGAUGUUUUCACAUGUUUCUCGUUUCGUUCUCAUUCAGCAUGUUCAUACGCAAAUGUGCUUCGCUAAUAAACUUAUUUUUUGUUGAA